Molecule: messenger RNA, 5448 nt
Organism: Uloborus diversus
Lineage: Eukaryota; Metazoa; Arthropoda; Arachnida; Araneae; Uloboridae
Product: G protein-activated inward rectifier potassium channel 3-like
Exons: 6
Coding region: 790-2178 (462 amino acids)
Biological process (GO): potassium ion import across plasma membrane; regulation of monoatomic ion transmembrane transport
Cellular component (GO): plasma membrane
Molecular function (GO): inward rectifier potassium channel activity
Source: RefSeq, a predicted model, not a curated record
GCAGUAGAAAAGUAUUGCACCUGGUUACAUGUAGAGUAAGAACUAUCACAUUCUAGAAAAAUUGACCUUUUUCGCACUGUCCAACAUGAUUUGGCGCGUCGAACGAAGUAAAAUUUUUUGUCGCAGAGUAGUGUUUUACAAAUCGAAUGCUUAGAUUUUUCUCUUGUGAUAUCGUUCUACAACGUAUGCAACCGUACGUACUCCGGAGUUGUAUUAACGCUUCGAAGUCAGACAAUUUUGUACCUACGUGUUUACUGUUCACUCAACUCCAACAGAAGAUUUUCUGCUCUAAUUCAAAAGGCGUCUUCGUUACCUUAGCAACUGUUUUCGUUGAUCGAAUUACCAUGGGAACGGCUCCUGAUUUAAAUCACAUCCGAUGAGCAACAAAUGGGAGACGAAUAAAUAAUGAUUACACAAGAUUAUGUUGAAGAUAGAAUUACUAGUUGCUGAAAUUGUUUACUUUCUUAUCCAUACUUCAAUGUAGACUGAUUUUUUGUGCUAAACAUUUUGCUCAGCCCGAAUGCUGGUGUUCGGCUUGGCAAAGCUCAAUCCAUUGUUGGUAUUUCAUCAUAAGAAGUAAAAUUUACUCACAUAAAUAUCAAAGUAUUUUAAACAGUGGAAAAAGAGCAUUUGUGAUAAUCCUUAGAAAACUAUUGACCUUCAGCAAGAGAAAGGCUAAACGAAAAAACAGAUUACAUACCUUUUACAAUUUUUUUCAAAACUCUAAAUUGAGGUAAAAGGAGUUUAUUUCGCAAAAAUACCGUCAUAGGUGAGAUAAAAGAAAGCGGUAUGAAAUGCAUGGAUCCAGAUAACAGUGCCGUGUGGCAAUUGUUGCCUGGCAAAGACCACAAGCUAGACAUAGAAGGCGAAUCUCCCACCCCGACGGAAAACGGAGUGCUCAGCUCAAACGGAACACUAUCCAAAUGUUCCACCGUCCCUCGCAAUAUGUGCCUUAAUGGAUUUUCCAAAGAGAAGCCGACUGCAUUUUAUCCGAAAUUCCGCCACUCCAGGGUCGUCCAGAAUCGCAACAGGAGAAGAGUGAUCCUCAAGAAUGGUGGAGUCAACAUCUGCAGAGAGAAUGUCUCCAAGAGAAGCCAACGCUAUCUCCAGGACAUCUUUAUCACCAUGGUGGACAUUCAGUGGAGGUGGAAUUUGUGCGUCUUUGCCAUGGGAUUCUUCGUGAGCUGGAUUGUUUUCGCAGUGAUAUGGUGGCUUAUCGCUUAUGCUCACGGUGAUUUAGAACACACAGACCACGAAAAAUGGGACCCGUGCGUGAAGAAUGUCCACAGCUUCGUGACUGCUUUCCUGUUUUCUGUAGAAAGUCAGCAUACCAUUGGGUAUGGGUUCCGCUACACCACCGAAGAGUGUCCAGAAGGCGUGUUCAUGAUGUGCAUCCAGUCUGUAACAGGUGUCAUGAUCCAGUGUCUUGUAGCAGGGAUGGUGUUCGCCAAGCUGUCCAGACCCAAGAAGCGCAGUCAGACCCUAAUGUUCAGUCGGUACGCCGUCGUGUGUAUGAGGGACGGCAAGUUAUGCAUGCUGUGGAGAGUAGGAGACAUGCGCAAAUCCCAUAUCAUUGGGGCACAGAUCAGUGCACAGGUCAUCAGCAGAAAGGUCACGGUAGAAGGAGAGGUCAUACCAUAUUAUCAUACGCAGUUAGAGGUCCGCUGUGACGAUGCAGGAGAUAGGGUUUUCUUGAUCUGGCCCGCAACUAUUGUGCAUGAAAUCAACGAGACGAGCCCCUUUUACAACAUGUCCGCUCAGGAUGUGCUCAGCGACAACUACGAGCUCAUCGUGGCGCUGGAGGGCACUAUCGAAUCCACGGGACAAGCCGUACAGGCCAGAACUUCUUUCGUCCCAACCGAAAUUCUUUGGGGGCAUAGAUUCGAACAGAUGGUCUGCUACAACAAAGAGACGGGAGAAUUUCUGGUUGAUUACAGGAAAUUCAACAGUACGUAUGAAAUUGAAACGCCGCUCUGCAGCGCCCACGACUUCUACGAGUAUCGUCGUGCUAUGUCGGUGUCUUCCCGCGCCGUCAGCUACUCUGUUGGUACCAACGAGGCAUCCAGCCUGGCCUCCUUCCGGCGUAGCGAAUCCACCACGGAGGAACAAUCAUCCUCCUCUCAAGUUCAAGUUUCUGCGACUGUCCUCUCCACGGCUGGAAGCGGAGACGAAUGCUGAGAGAACUGCAACGGAGGCUAGUUUAUUAGAAGCUUCUCUAACAUUGCAGAUUACAGUAGUGCCAGAUUGAAUCAAAAGUCUAUCAGUUAUUGUUCAGAUGAAAUUCCUUUUCCUCUGUGAUACUUAGUAUUUACGACUAUGAUUACCCUUUUUUUUAGUUCUAUGUAUCACUUUAGACUCUGGAACUUUACCAAAGAUUUCUUUCAGGAAAUGUUCCGGUUUGCACAAGAUAAAUGAACUGUGAAUAUUAUUUUUAUACUUGCCAAAAGAAACUUUUUGCAUAAAAUGUCUGCGUAUUAAUUUAGGCAGAAUUCGAAAUUGUGAUUGACUGUGUCUUUGUAAAUUUUGCAGCCCUGUCCACCAUUAAAUCAUGUGACUCAAGAUAUAACUUCAAAUAGCUGACGUUAUGCAUUAUUAUUACAGAAGCUUUAAUGUACUUGGAAUGAGAAAUACUCAAAGUUCUAUCCUUUUCUUUUAUGAGCUCAACAAAAUUCAUCAUAGUUCCAACCAUAUAAGCAUGUUACAGAGAAAGACAUAAGUAAUUUUUUUUUAUGGUUUUGUCACAAAGCAUUAUGAACUAAAGUGAAAGUUAUUAGAUAAGAUUAAAAAACAAAAUCUAAAAAAACAAAUUGAUCAAACUGAUUCAGCAUGUAUUUAGCAUGCAUUUAAAAUCCUUUUUCAAAAUAUAUUCCUUCAAUUGUUUUUUUUUCUCUCAAAUGAUAUUUAAUUUACACAGCAAUUAGUCUUUUAUUAAGGUUAUAAGAAUCUUCCAUGAUUUUUUUUAAAUCCUUGUUUGCAAAUCGAAAUAGCUAUAUUGCCAAUUUUACACACCUAAAAGUAGGUUCUAAUCGUUUCCUACUUAAAGUCUUGGAAGAGCUUGAUGUUCGUGUAUGUUUUUUAAUAUGAGUUUUGGUGUUGUAACAAAUCUGUUGUUGUAUUGCAAGAUUUUUUUUUGUUUUGUUUUGUUUAUGUGAUGUUAUUUGUUGUAAACCAUCCCAAGCGAACCAAAUAUGUAUCCAAUGAGAAUGAAAGAUCAUUUUCUAGUUGUUAUUGUGCCAUACCCUAAUCAAAAAAUUGAGAAAGAUUUAAUGGUGUUUAACAAUUAUUUUUUUAAAAAAAUAGUGUUAAACUACUUGAAAUGAUUUUUUUUGCAGUUAGAAAACUAUCAACAGUAACAGAUACUUCUGUUUUAUUUCUUUCUGAAAUGAACUGACAUAUUAAAACUUUUGAAAUAGAGAAAUGCUUUGCAGCUUAUUGAGUUAUACUUCAUUGUUAUGCAUUAUGUUUAACUGAGAAAUUAUUGAAGUGAAUGAACUUGGAGCAUACUAAUGUCAUGUUUUAAAUGUUUGUGUUUAGUAAAACCAAUUGUUUAGUUUUCAAAUUCUGAAUUCUAUUAAAUUUUGACAUAAAAAAUUCAUUUAAGUGUUUCUUUCAUCAUGUUUUUUCGGAAAAAGGAAAAAAAAUCACUGUUCUAAGUUAUUACUUCUUGCAUUGUAAAUGAUUUAGAUAUUUAUCAUUAAAAAUUUAUGAAUCUUACAAUUUAAAGGAAAUUAUUUUGUAAUUAUGAAUUUAACAGACAAGGACAAAAGAGAUUGGUGAUGCAUGUUAUAUCAAUUUGUUAUAAGACAAAUUUAGAAUUACUCCAUGUUUGUCCCCUUCUCUUCAUAAUUGUGUUCAGAGCUCUUGUGUUUAGAAAAGUACCGCUAAGCUAACGUAGCCAAUGCUCAAGACUCUUAAAGAGUUGGUUAAAAGCCUUGAAAAUAAUUGACAAAACCCUUGGAACUUUCCUUAGCUUAAAAGCAGCUAACUGAAUCCAUCUGUUUGCCAAUAAUAUAUAAAUUCCAAGAAUACCUUAAGAAGAAACAAAAAACUUUUUUUUUCAUUUCUUAAACCUUCCCAUAAAUGCAGAAACUUGCAGGGCAGACCUUUUCGUACACAGAGCAACAUUUCCCCCAAUUUACUCCAGAGUAAAACAUAUGGUUCAAAACAAUGAAAUCAUUUUCUUGUACUUUUACAUAUCAAGCUGUUAACAACUGAAUAUUUUAUCAUAAUGUCUUGUAGUACUUUUUUCAAUUAAAUUAAGUGUAGAACAUAUCAAAAUCAAAAAUAUCAGUUGAGUGUUCAAAAUCUCACAGAGCAGAGAUUGGAGAAAUUCUUAGUGAAAUACAAAAUAAGAGACAAAAGUUGCUAUGACCGAAAUAAGAAAGCAACACUAGAAUGGUGAAGGUAAAUGAAACUGCAAAGAAAAAUAUCAAGUUGGGAACACUUUCAUAUUGAAGAGUUCAUUCCCAAUCUUCAGAUUCCAGGUUGCUGAGUAGAAAAAUUCAGAACUCCUUACAAACUGAGGAAUGCCAACAACUCAAUCUGAACUAUUUUGAUAUUGUAGUUGGGCUGUUACCAUCCUCAAGGAAGCUCCAGAAUUUUACAGCAUUAGGCUCUAUGUCCUUCUCUACAAUUCAAUUGAAUAUUUGAGUUGUAUUUAACUUUCCAACAAAUCAUCAGAGGUUAUGACCUAACUACAAUCAUGAAGAUUUUAUAGUUGGUUUACUCUUGACUAUUGCCAUCAGUUCUUUUAGAACUGUGACAUGCUUACCAACUUCUAGCGGCCUUGCAAAGUGCAGCAUACCACUUUUAUUGCCUUAUUCUCAUAUAGUAGAAUCAAAUGGCAGACUUGAUAAGCAACCUACCUUGUCAGGGAGUCAUAUUGCAAAUAUUUAUUUUGCUUUUACCUGUGAUAAAUAAGUGAGAAUUGCCUCCUCACACUAAAUAAUGUUAGGGGUCAAUAUGAUUUGACAUCUUAAUGUUACCAACAGACGUGACUAAGUGAUAAAAUAGGAUUUUCAAAUUAACCUGAAUGAAAUAAUAAGAUGUAUUCAGGUUUCAGCAAUACCAAUCCUAGUGAUGCAGUUUCAGUUAUUACUAGAAUUUAUAAUGCAUAGUUCUAAGAUGUUUCUUGAUGACUGUUCCAUUGUAGCAGAGCCAAUAUUAUUUUUUCAACUGCUGCACAAUUAUUCUGUUUAAGUGUGUUGCGUUUCUUCCUGUUUGUAUAUAUUUGCUGGGCCUAUAUACACAUUGUUAUCUAGUUGAUCUUUUAUACACUUGUUUAGAUAUUUUGUAAAAAAAAUGUAACUGUAAUAAACUAUAUAUUUCGUGCGAAAUGAUUUGAUAAGUUUCUUUAAUGAAUUGAAUAAAGUUUAGAUAUGACCGCAUAUUCUCGUUUCUUGUAUUAAAAUAUAUUCGUAAUAUUUUGUGAAAUAAAAGACAAUCAUU